UUGUGAGGAGUAAAUGACUUCAGACACUGAAGGCUUAACACAGUGACUGGCAUAUCAUAGGGAUGCCCAAUACAUACUAGCUGUGAGGCUUAUCACCACUGUUCUUCCUGGCAUGGCCCUGUAAGCUCAUCUUCGGCUGAAGAGAAGCUAGCACUCGCAAACAUUCCAUCUGGCAAUCUGAGAGAAGCUACUGAGAGAAUCCUGAGACAUCCCCAGCCACCUACCACUGCUCCCGUUCCAAGCAAAGAGGAUCUGCUCACUCCGGAAAAAGAAAAUGGGUGAGACUCAAAAUUCAACAAGCCAGAAAGCAAUGGAUGAGGGUAACAAAGCCGCAAGCCAAACAAUGCCGAAUACACAAGACAAGAACUACGAGGAUGAAUUCACUCAAGUAGCUCUAGCUCUGGUUCAGGAUGUCAUCAAUUAUGCUGUUAAGAUUGUGGAAGAGGAGCGAAACCGUGUGAAAAACAUCAAGUGGAUGACUCACGGUGAAUUCACUGUGGAAAAGGGUCGUAAACAAAUUGACGAAUAUUUUUCGAAGUGUGUUUCUAAAACAUGCUGGGGACAUCACGUAGAGUUUAUAGAGAGGAAAGACUUAAUUCACAGCUUCCUCUACAUCUACUAUGUACACCAGAGUAUCCCAACUGCUCAGCUACCCGUAUCACGAAUCUCUGCUGGUACCUACUUCACCAUGAAGGUCUCCAAAACCAAACCGCCGGAUGCACCCAUUGUUGUUUCUUAUGUAGGUGAACACCAAGCAUUAGUUCACAGACCAGAAAUGGUUUGCUUUCGAGAAAACUGGCUGAAGAAUUUUACUGAUGCCAAAUAUAGUUUCAUGGAGUCAUUCCCCUUCUUAUUCAAUCGUGUCUGAUACUUACAGAUGUCUUAGGAUUGUUUUUCUCAUCAGGAUAUAUUAAAAAUACAAUACAGCACGUCAAACCACAGAAUAUUUAUUAAUAAACUUGUGGCACACAA
This is a messenger RNA of Nomascus leucogenys (northern white-cheeked gibbon), 972 nucleotides long. RefSeq names its product A-kinase anchoring protein 14 (gene AKAP14). Gene Ontology annotation, cellular component: cAMP-dependent protein kinase complex. The record is from RefSeq and is a predicted model, not a curated record. Gene Ontology annotation, molecular function: protein kinase A regulatory subunit binding. NCBI's taxonomy places the organism in Eukaryota, Metazoa, Chordata, Mammalia, Primates, Hylobatidae.